Messenger RNA from Solanum tuberosum (potato), 312 nucleotides. RefSeq names its product glycine-rich protein DOT1-like. The transcript has a single exon. Bases 1 to 312 code for a protein of 103 amino acids. The record is from RefSeq and is a predicted model, not a curated record. NCBI's taxonomy places the organism in Eukaryota, Viridiplantae, Streptophyta, Magnoliopsida, Solanales, Solanaceae.
AUGGUUAGUAAAACCAGCUUCUGCUUUUGCUUCCUAAAUCGUAAGAGUAGCAAAACUAAGGAAGAAGGAUCUUCAAAUUCAAAAUCAAAUCGAAAAAAUAGAGAUAUCAAUGCUGAUGAUAAUCGUGCCGAUGGUAGUAGCCACGGUGGAGCCACCUCCAAUACAGGCGGCAAUGACGCCGGAGCAGCGGCAGUUGCGUUCGUAGCCACCUCACAUCUAGCUGACAUGGAUGGUGGUGCGGAUGGUAGUUCUCACGGUGGUGGUGGUGGCAGCGGCGGCGGUGAUGGCGGAGGAGGAGGAGGAGGAGAAUGA